AUGCCGAUUUAUCUUUCUUCUCCUCACAGAAUGGAUGAUGAAGAAGAAAUCUGUUUCUUCAACAAGGAUACACUUGUCAUCAAAGCUCCCAAGAAAUCUCCACUGAUACUGAGGAUGGUGGUUCUACUUUUUGCAAUGGUUUGUGGAGUUUACAUUUGCUUAGUUUGUUUGAAGCAAAUAAACACUGACACCAAGACCAAAUUCUUGAACAUCAUAGCCAUUAAUCACCAAAACCAAAUUAAUCAAUCUUGUCAAGUUCCUGAUCUUGAGAAAUCCGAAAUCGGCUAUGUUCAUUACCCAAAACCUCAAACAUUCAAAAGGAAGGAAUGUGCCUGCAAUCCAGUACGGUACUUUGCCAUAUUGUCAAUGCAGAGAUCCGGGAGUGGAUGGUUUGAAACGUUGUUGAAUAGUCACAUUAAUUGCUUCCAAGAUGAGUGUAAUGCUGCUGUUGGAUUCAAAUGGAUGCUUAAUCAGGGUUUGAUGGAGAAUCAUGAAGAGAUAGUGAAGUACUUCAAGAAAAAAGGAGUGUCUGCAAUAUUCCUCUUCAGAAGGAACUUGCUCCGCAGAAUGAUUUCUGUACUUGCAAAUUCCUAUGAUAAAGAUGCUAAACCACUGAAUGGGACGCACAAGUCUCAUGUCCAUUCUCCAUUGGAGGAGGCAGCUGCCAAAGCUGUAGAAUAUUUCAACACCACUCGCCAUAUUGUUGUUUACUACGAGGACGUUCUCAACAACCGCACUAAACUUAAUGAGGUUCAAGACUUCCUUAGGUUGCCCCACAGAGAGCUCAAGAGCCGUCAGGUUAAGAUCCACACGACGCCGUUAUCAAACCAAGUUGAGAACUGGGAAACUGUUGAGAAAACACUCAAAGGCACAUCGUACGAGACUUUCCUCCAUGCAGACUAUCAACUGCCUUCUUCACCACAAUCUGCACUAAUUAAUUUCACUUGA
Messenger RNA from Prunus armeniaca (apricot), 948 nucleotides. Lineage: Eukaryota; Viridiplantae; Streptophyta; Magnoliopsida; Rosales; Rosaceae. The record is from the annotation of a GenBank genome assembly.